AGAGUAAAAACUACCUCUUGUUUGGAUAGACUUGGAGAUGACAGGUACCUAUAUGUUUCUUUUUAUUUUGAAUUUUUAUAGUCUGGACUAUUGUUCAAGUUCUUCUGAUAGGGAAAUUUUGGAUCGACUGCCAAACAAUACUUUUGAUUGUAUACAUAUGGAUCACUAUGCUGUUAUUCCUUAGGGUGUUCAUUUCUUUGCAGACAGGCUUUGGUAUCACUUAAAUGUUACAUUUAGCUAAUGUUUGCAAGUCAUUGAGAAGACUUAGAAUUUUUAUACUUAGGUUUUAGAAAGAGUAGUUGAUUCCUUGAUCAUAUCUGUAUUAAUAAGCAACUAUGUAGCUGCUCACUCCACUACAGCGAUCUUCUUUGAUUCCUUUCUCAAGUUUUGUUUUAUCUGGCCUUGUUGCCUUGCUGCUCUUCAUUUGUUUGUUCAGUUAUAAUUACUACAUUUCCCAUAAAAGCAGUGACCACAUAAAGUCCGAAUUCUAUUUUUAAAGGAUAAGUGAACCUUUUAGCUUUUCUCGUCCUUUACCUAAGUCGGCGACAUUUUGUUAGGCUAGUGGAAAUUCAAUAUCGUAUUUUGUUUCUGCUCAAUCUGAAAGAUCUCCCUUUUGGUUCCAUCUUUAUCCUCCAUAUGUUAUUUGUUAUUAGCUAAGGCCUAAGAGUAAUAGUUUUAUGCUCAUUCUUCAAAUCCUACCCGCAAAGUUUGUAAGAGCAUCUUCCUUUAAUAUUUAUCCAUGACAUGUGUAUAUCCUACUUAAUGAGAGGAGUUGGACAAGGUUAAUUUAGCUGGCUUUUGUGAUCUGAGACGUGGUCAAUAUAAUUUUUCCAAUGUGUCACUGAUGUAGGUCUGGGUGUAGAAGUGAGUAGAAUACAGGAGAUCGCAUGUAUAAUUACGGAUGGAAACUUGACCAAAUCAAUUGAGGUAAUUAGAUUCUACUACAUAUAUAUGAUUAUUCACUCCUAACUAGGUUUUAUACUAUCCCAAUACUAGCAUCUUCUUUAUUUUCUUUAGCUCUGCGAUAUUCUACAAUAUCUCCAUUCAUGUAAAUUAAAGUGUCUAAUCCUAGUUACUACUAUUUUCUACAUAUUCUAAGCUUUAUAUGAAUUGGAUCUAGAGCUCUUUGGGUUACAUAACAAACCAGCUGAAAGUUGAAGUAGGUACCUAUAUUAGUAGCUCUUUCUUUCCAGUUCAACUCAUUCAACUUCCUAGUAGCUCUUUAAACAUAGCUUUAACUGUUCCUUACUUUCUUCUUAUAUGUAACAUCACUUGAACAAUUCGUAGGAAUCUUCUACAGUUUAUUUUAUAUGUAUAUUACCCGAAAGGGGCAAUAAUAUUAUUGACACAGGGAAGGAAGAAGAGGGUUUGAUAGAUAUAGUUGUGAACAAAUUAAUGCGUGCGACCUAGAUCGGCUAUUCUACCACUGAAACACUUAAGCCAGUAGUAUGGUUUGAAAACUUCAGUUUUCAGAUUCCUUGCUCUAAUAGGUGUUAUCUUCCGCAUAUAAUUUUUUUAAAUUGACUUUAUCAGAUGCAAUGUUCCCUUGUUCUCAAUAUAUUAUUCGUUUUUUUUUUUUUCUAGUUUCAUUUAGUUCAUUGGUUUAUGUCCUUUUAGGGUCUAAUAUAGUGAUCCAUCAAACUAAGGUAUGUCUAGACAAAUGGGAGACUGGUGUCAGAGUCACCAUGGAGAAAGCGGUUUGACAAAGAGUGUAACACCCCAGUCCCACAUCGAGAAGUGUGGAGAAGAGAGUACUCCAAAGCAAGCUUGGCGAAGAGGAAGCUGAAGCACAGGUGAUACAUUUUUUAGGAUUUGUGAAGAGGAAGCUAUAGUUCUGCAUGUACACACAUGUUUGAUGCAGUAUAUAUUUUCAGAUAUGUGUGCAUCAGUUAUUUAUUCCUCAAACAGUAUGGAAAUAUAGUUUUGUAGGCAAGAACAAAAGUAUGUGGAAAAAAUGUGACGUAUCAUCAUAAAAGCGAAAUACUACUUCUGGGUUCCACAAGGCGUUGACAAUGUACAUAUGAAUGUGGCAGUUUUGCAAUUUGUGAAGAGACACUGGGGCAUACAUACACCCCUUCUUGCUGGAAAUUCAGUCUACAUGGAUCUUUUAUUUCUGAAGAUUGGCCAGUCUUGUCCCUCGUGUACUUGUGGACGUGAGCAGUGUUAAGGCGUUAUGCAUCCUCUGGUAUCCGAGAGAUAACCAAAAAGCACCUCAGAAGAUAAACAAGCACAGGGCCAUGGAUGACACUAAGGAGAGCAUAGCAGAACUUAAAUUUUACCAGGACAACAUAUUCAAACACCGGACAAAGAAAUGACAGCAAAAGGCAGACUGGGAAUUAUGCAGGGAUAGGGAGCACUUGCUUUAUGUUUUACUCAGAAACCUAAUCUUUGGGCUACUACUGGAUGUCAGGUCAAGAGUAAAAUCGUCUGAAAUUCAUUCAGAUUGAAUUUGAUACAUUUUCUGGAAAAGAAUUUUCUUGCCAAGCAUUUUUUGUGGAUAAGUAUUAGCACUUGUAGUCGCAGUACUACAAUCUUCUGCUGAAGUUAUGAAAGGGAAUGCAGGGGAAUAAUUAUUGUUGGUCAUAUCUGCUGCUUUUCCCAUGAACAUUGGAUUAGCAUUUCCGCACAGGAAAAUAAUCUGUUAGGGAGAAAUUCACAUAUACAUGACCACAUCUUUUGGAUGGAGAUAAUCUGGACACAACUAAUUUGAAAAGAUGUACUCCUUAUGUCCUGAUCGUACGAGUUUUUCAUGCUUUUCAAUAUAUCUGGAAGAGAUACUUUUAAAUAUUAUUUUUCAAAUUCGUUUUGUUUUGUCUAGAAUUAUGGGUCCUAUACUUCUAUGUAAAAUAAAAAGAAAUUGAAAAUAUUAUUUAUAAGUACCUCUAUGCAUGCCAAACGAAGUGGCUCAUUAUUUUUGAACAAGGAGUAGUAUUAAUUGUUUAUGCUGGUCAGAUAAGUCAAAAGAAGUUCAAAAUCAGAGAUUUUUUUUUAUUUUAUUAUUAAAAUUUGAUUUUAAAAAAAUGUAUAGAAUCAGAUAAUUAUUAUUAUAUUAUUUAUAAAAAUUAGAAGUUGUUUUUCACUUGUCAAUAAUUGUAUUGGUCAUGAUUUAUUAUUGGAUGAUUAUUGUUUUAUUUAUUCAAGAAAAAGAUAUGACGGAUCAUGCAUUACUCGAAUAAAGUAUAUUCUUCGACUAGGUGGGUAAUGAAAUAAAUAAAAGUACUUGGUUCGAUAAUUUAUUCGACAAAUGUAUGCAUGUAAUGAACACAUAACUAGAAAAAGAGAUGAAGCGUUACGUGAAGACAUUAGACACUUGAUGUUAAUGUAUACUCUGUAUAAGAGAUCUAUAUAUGGAUCGUGGGAUAGCGAGCUUGGUUGCAUUUAUAUCCCAACCCAAUCAAUCUAUUAAAGUAGGAAAAGGAAGAAAAAGGAUGAAGAAUUGAUUUAUCAAGAGUAUGUCCGAAGGGGAGGAUGCAGGCACGUUGGAAUACACACCAACAUGGGUUGUUGCCGCCGUUUGUACUGUCAUCGUCACCAUCUCUCUUGCCGUCGAGAGACUCAUCCAUUACACAGGAAAGUAUCUCAAGAAGAAAAGACAGAGGCCUCUGUAUGAAGCACUGGAGAAAGUUAAAGAAGAAUUGAUGCUUUUGGGAUUCAUCUCACUACUUCUUACUGUAUUCCAAAGCACUAUUGUUAAAAUAUGCGUGCCUCAAGAUAUUACAGAACACCUCCUUCCCUGCCCAUUAUCUGGUAAACCUAGUGACCACAAUUCAACUCCAGAUGAAUCAGCGGAUGAAGGUUUCUGUGCUGCCAAGGGUAAAGUUCCGCUGUUGCCCCUUGAAGCUCUUCAUCAUUUGCAUAUCUUUAUUUUUGUCCUGGCCAUCGUUCAUGUCACAUUUUCUGUUCUCACCAUUUUAUUUGGAGGUGUAAAGAUACGUCAGUGGAAGGCGUGGGAGGAUUCCAUUCAACAAGAGAAUUUUGACACAGAAGAAGUUCUACGGCCAAAGUUUACUCAUGUUCAAGAACAUGAUUUUAUCAGGGGGCGCUUCUUGGGUUUUGGUAAAUGCUCAGUCUGUAAGGGUUGGUUGCAUUCCUUUUUCAAGCAAUUUUAUGGAUCUAUUACCAAAUCAGAUUAUGUAUCACUUCGACUUGGUUUCAUCACUACACAUUGCAGGGGAAACCCGAAAUUCAAUUUUCACAAAUACAUGAUACGGGCAUUGGAAGACGAUUUUAAGAAAGUUGUAGGCAUAAGUUGGUACUUGUGGGUUUUUGUGGUAUUAUUCUUAUUGCUCAAUGUUCAUGGUUGGCACACCUAUUUUUGGAUAGCCUUCAUCCCGUUUUCUCUACUACUAGCUCUUGGCACUAAGCUAGAGCACAUAAUAUCUGAGUUGGCUCAUGAGGUUGCUGAGAAACAUAUAGCUAUUGAGGGGGAGUUGGCAGUGCAUCCAUCAGAUGAUCACUUUUGGUUCCAUAGGCCCAAGAUUGUUCUUUUCUUGAUACAUUUUAUACUCUUCCAGAAUGCUUUUGAGAUAGCAUUUAUCUUCUGGAUCUGGGUUCAAUAUGGCUUAAACUCCUGUAUUAUGGGACAGGUCAGAUAUAUGGUUCCAAGACUUGUUAUAGGGGUAUUUAUUCAAGUACUCUGCAGUUACAGUACUCUUCCGCUAUAUGCUGUCGUCACACAGAUGGGAACACAUUUCAAAAAGUCAAUAUUUGAUGAGCAUAUACAAGUAGGACUUGUUGACUGGGCUCAGAAGGCAAAGAAGAGGAAUAAAAUGUUGAAAACGGCAGAGAUUGUUGUCCAAGAGAAUGCAACUAGUACAGGUCCUCAACUUGUUGAAAAAGAAUGUAGUCAGGAGGAAAAUCAGCGCUCGAAUGAAAUUGAACCUUCCAAUGAAAUCGAACCCUCCAAUGAGAUGGAAUCCUCCAACACUGCUGAUGCCUCAGAUAAUGUUUAGUUCACAUGCAUGAUAGGGAUUCUGUCAAGAGGCGAGUAUGAGUGAGUGUUUAGCAGCUGGUAUUGGAGCAUAAAACGACAAAGUGCAAAGGCAGUGUACAGUAUCAAUGCCACUGCAGUAACUUUGUAGAGAACUACUAUUGAUAAGUUUAUAGAUAGGGUCUUUUGUAGUGAUAAAAAAAGAGAAGAAUUAGCAUAAUUGACUGUUAGCUGUAGUGGAAAGGAUGAAUUUGUGAAAAGAAUGAAUCUUGUUAUACAAGAGAAUUCACGCCCAAGAGCUCUCUUUUGUCCCUGGGUUAGCAUUAAAAAAGCCGAAUGCCGUGUUUUGGCAUGAUUGUGCUGCCUUUGUGUGAGCUCACCCGAGACUAGUCAUCGCCUUUUCCAGGACUUGAAGCACAUUUGCAGCAGCAUCUACAAUCAUGCAUCGAGCAAUAUUAGAACCCGUGUAAACUUCUUGUUCAGUGCUGCUGCACUUCAUUCUGUUCGGAAAGAGCGGUUUAACUGCAAUAGUUUCUCCUCACCUCUGCAGCCUGGGCAAGUGCUGAGGAUGCUAAUUGGUCAAGGAAAGUCAGAGCUCGAGUUUUUUCCUCCAACGGGGAAUUUAAGAAACUAUAAGUAAGAGUAUCUCCAAUGAUGGAUGCUAACUAAAAUUGAUUAAAAUGA
Molecule: messenger RNA, 5614 nt
Organism: Daucus carota subsp. sativus
Lineage: Eukaryota; Viridiplantae; Streptophyta; Magnoliopsida; Apiales; Apiaceae
Product: MLO-like protein 1
Exons: 18
Coding region: 3453-4952 (499 amino acids)
Biological process (GO): defense response
Cellular component (GO): membrane
Source: RefSeq, a predicted model, not a curated record